Plasmodium knowlesi strain H is the source of this 2754-nucleotide messenger RNA. Its product is annotated as nucleolar complex protein 4, putative. The transcript has a single exon. Lineage: Eukaryota; Apicomplexa; Aconoidasida; Haemosporida; Plasmodiidae. Bases 1 to 2754 code for a protein of 917 amino acids. Gene Ontology annotation, biological process: ribosome biogenesis. Gene Ontology annotation, cellular component: Noc4p-Nop14p complex; nucleolus; small-subunit processome. The record is from RefSeq and is a predicted model, not a curated record.
AUGGGAAAAACUGCUACGGAGAAUAACCCCUGCGCAUCUGUCGCAAAUGACAUUUGCGCUUUGUUCACUGCUUUACAAAAUGACAGGAGUAAGAAGGCCAUUUUGACUAACUUGACGAAAUUAUUUCUUCUGCUAUACAAUGAACGGAUGAAGCGGAAAUUAUUGUAUGGCUCAAGGGAGGAGACGCGUUGCAGUGGUGACGAUGAGGACAACGCCAGUUUAAGAAGGAUUUUCAAAAACGAUCUGAUUAUACUGGACAAUGGGAAUAGGGAAUACACGAAGUACGAGGAGUGGCUAAAUGAGUGUUACGAUAAAUUUUUAAAUAUGCUCUUUGAGUUACUUAGCCAUAGUGAUGAGGUUCUUGUAACAAAGAGUUUGUCCUUGUUAUUUGGUAGUCUCCAAUUUGAAGCCAAGAUAUAUAAUAAAAUUGUAACUAGCGAAAUGGGAAAGGGAACUAGCCAGGUGGGAAUCAAUCUCUACAGUGAAAUUCGCAACCAUGGAAGUGGCACACCUCAAAAUGAAACGAAUAACAGCAGUCAUCAAUUGGGGGGUGGCAGACCGAAUUUUAUAAAACAAAACGACAUGCAGAGCAAUUCGAAGAAAGCCUUUCCCAUUAAACUUUUUAGAAAAAUAGUUUUCCAUCUAUUGAAAAUCGAUCAAAUUAGUAUUAGCACGAUAAAAUAUAUUUGCAAAAUAUACUUGUGUUUUUAUUACGAUUUAAACUAUUAUUUUCUGUCUAUCUUGAAAGCCUUUUGCAUUUUGAGGAAAGGUCUGCGGGAUGACAAGUUCUACGGAGACGAUGGUGCGGCAAGCGAAGAUGAUUUAUCAGCAGAGAGAGGAGGCAAUGGAGGAUCCACCCUGAAGGAGCAAUUGGGAAGAGGAGAUAAAGACAUGUUGAGAGAUAACCCCAAUACAAAUCUCCUUAUAUUUAGCAUUUUAAUUAACUCCAUAAAACCGGAAAAGAAAAUUAAGGAUGCCCAUAUUAGGAGGAAGGAUUAUCUGAAGAGAAGCAGAAUUGACGAAUUGUUCUUCGACCUGAAUGACGAGGAGUUUGGAGGACUGGGGAAAAGGAAGAAGAGACGUAUCUCCCGAAAGAAGGAAGAGAAAAUGUCAUACGAUAAGGCAGAAAUGAAGAAAACGUUUCACAACUACGAUACGGAUGACAGUAUUGUGCAUUCGUCUGACGAAGAAUUCGACGGUGCAUCUUCCCCCAAUGGGGAGAGCAGUACGGGUGGAAGCGACACAGAAGAGGGUGCCAAUUUUUUACGCAACGCAAACCUAAUGCACCGUUCAAGGUUUAGCGACGAAGAAUUUGACGUCGAUGAAGUGGAAGAUUACAUUAUUAGUCCAAAGAGGAAGAAAAAAAUACAACUCAAAUUGAAAAACAGAAAGAAAAAUUUAUUUAUAAGUGAAAAUGUAGAUAAAAGAAUUUAUGCAAGAUUGUAUGCUAGUUGUUGGUUCUAUUUUAUAACCUCCUUUAACCACAGACAUUCUAUGGUUCUCCAGUUGUUGCACUCUAUUCCACUGUUUGUAUUUCCAUAUACAAAUAAUCCUUUCUACCUUAUCGACUUUUUCAACUACUCCUUUUACAAAUCUCGGGGGUUGUACACAUCAUUGGCUGCACUGCCUGGCAUGUUUCACAUCUUGACGGAGUUAAACGUUGGAGAUUUGGUACAAGGGGGGGGAGAAAUGGGUAAAGCCGAAGAGGAGGAUGAUAGUGAUCGAAAUGGUGGUGAGCUGAACGAGGAACAAAGCCAAGAGGAGGGCGAAGGAAAAAAUGAAGAUCUAAGCGAAUAUGGAAUUUCCUCCCAACAAAAGGGAACAGCCGAAGGGGAGAACAAGUUGAACGAUAAUAUGUACACAGAUUACUACAAGAGGCUGUUCGAGUUGAUAACGCCAGCGAGCUUCUAUUACGCCGACACGAGAUUCUUAAAAAUAAUUCACGCAUCUAUAAAAAAUCAAAUGAUCCCAUUGCACUACGUCAUAUCCUUUUUGAAGAAGCUAUUGAGAGUAGCUUGUCUGACCUCCUACAACGUGUCGAUAAACAUACUCAGCGUGGUGUAUGACUCGAUGAGUUAUUUCCAAAGCGAAUUAAAAGACGCCAUGUCUCUUUCUGCAACAGUUUUUAUGAACCUAGAAAUUAAGGAGGAUUUAUUCUGCUAUGAAAAUUUGGGGAAAAAUUUUGAAAAAAAAAAAAUCGUCGAAAUGUUGAAGGGCAAUUAUAAAAUGUUGCGCGGUGAAGAUGGUAGUGCAGAUGAUAAUGCGCAUGGGAAUGACGAGGGUGAUCAUCAAAUCGAUGCGCCUAACACGGUAGAUAAUCCUCUGUGCGCGAAACUGCAAGUAACAGAGAAGGACAUCAACCCAUUGCAAGCGACCGAUGCGGCGCUGCAACUGAAUACAACCAAAAACCUGUUCAGCCUCCAGGAGUGCCUGCCAAACAAGUACCAAAUAAAUAUGAACACCCUGAAUAAGAAGGAGAUGUACAUGGCUAACCACAUAUUUUACGAAAUAAUUUUGCUGAACAACCAUUUGUGUGAGAAUUUGAAGCAAUACUCGAAUGUGUAUCAUUACAGCUUUGGCAAUGACUCAUUCGCGAAGCCGCAAACUUUUUAUACAAACCCUAGUAAGUUGAAUAUGCAGAUGGAGAAUUCUCUUUUUGGCUUUCUAAAGAAUUUUUUGAGCUUCAAAAAGAGGAAAGAAGCGGAUAUAGUGCCUUCUGUGAAGCGGAAAAGGUUCUCGACGGUCUUCCUGUGA